Molecule: messenger RNA, 436 nt
Organism: Rhagoletis zephyria (snowberry fruit fly)
Lineage: Eukaryota; Metazoa; Arthropoda; Insecta; Diptera; Tephritidae
Product: putative nuclease HARBI1
Source: RefSeq, a predicted model, not a curated record
AUUCAUUCAGCUGAAGAUGUCGCCCGCGGAUAUGAACUCAUCAAAAGGACAUUUUUAUAGGGAAUUCAAUAUUCCCGGUGUCAUUGGGUGUGUGGAUGGAACACACAUAAAAGUGUCAAAACCAAGAGAUGACGAGUCUCUGUUUUUUAAUAGGAAGGGAUAUUUUAGCAUAAAUGCAAUGGUGAUUUGUAAUUACAAUAUGGAAAUAAUGGCAGUAGAUGCGAGCCACCCGGGUUCAUGUCAUGAUUCAUUUAUUUGGAAUCAGAGUUAUGCAAGGCAAUUUUAUAGCAACAAUCGCGCUCAAAAUACUUGGAUUUUGGCAGAUUCCGGCUAUGCCUUGGAAACCUUCGUAAUGACGUCAUAUAGGAACCCACAGCAUGGAUCGAUAGAACAUGCUUUUAACAAGAGNUGCGAGCCACCCGGGUUCAUGUCAUGA